Molecule: messenger RNA, 1646 nt
Organism: Thrips palmi
Lineage: Eukaryota; Metazoa; Arthropoda; Insecta; Thysanoptera; Thripidae
Gene: S6KL
Product: serine/threonine-protein kinase S6KL
Exons: 9
Coding region: 111-1427 (438 amino acids)
Biological process (GO): protein phosphorylation
Molecular function (GO): protein serine/threonine kinase activity; ATP binding
Source: RefSeq, a predicted model, not a curated record
AUUUCUGUUUGUCAGCCUGGAGUAACAGGUGAGCUUUGAAAAUGGCAAAAUUUUCGUAAUGUUUGUAAACAUUGUCGAUAUGCCCUCCAAAAUACUGCAGCAACCAACAAAUGGGCAACCUAAACGAAAAGUCCAUUUCCUGUUAUGGUCAUUCCAGGGGUGAUAUCUAUAGGCAACGUCAAGAUUUAAGUCAGUUUAGCUUAGCAAGUUUUGUGAAUAACUGGAGUGGGCGCUCAUACAUUAGUGGUACUAGUCAGCACUCAUCGUACAGUGUUUCCAGACCCUGGUCAAGAGUAUCACGACGAAGAUGGAAAGAAUCUACUUUAAGCAACCCAUACCACAUUGCAAAAGCCACUUGGCCAGUACCCUACAUAGAAGCUGUGUUCUUACCAGAAUUUAAAAUAAAAGGACCAAUAACAGAGAGUAGUUUUCAGGUUUUAAAGCCUUUAUCUUAUGGCGCCUUUGGGCAAGUUUUUCAUGUUAAGAAAAUCGACACAGGCGAUGAUUAUGCUAUGAAAAUUCUCUCUAAAUCAAAGAUAAUCUCUGAGAGUGCAGUUCAACAAGUGAAAGAUGAAGCAAGAAUUCAGUCCACUUGUGGGCACAAUCCUUUCAUUGUUAACUGCCCUUUUUACUGGCAAAGCAGGAAACAAUUAUUUAUAGUUAGUGAUUACAUAAGUGGAGGCGAGCUUCUUGACCUGUGUCGCUCAUGUAUAACAUUACCAGAAACUUUAGUACAAAUCUAUGUCGCAGAGCUGGCUCUUGCGCUAGACUUUUUGCAUAAUGCUGGUGUCAUUUAUCGUGAUCUUAAGUUAGAAAAUAUCUUACUUGACUCUGACGGACAUUGUCAGCUCAUAGACUUCGGCCUGGCUAAGUGGCUACGAUAUGGAGAUCGCACAAAUACUAUCUGUGGUACAUUGCAAUACAUUGCGCCGGAGGUGCUGAGCCGCGAGCCGUAUGGCCACGCCGCGGACUGGUGGUCUCUCGGGGUCCUGGCUUGUUGCAUGCUGUGCGGGCAGUUUCCCGAGUCGGUGGUGGCGGCAGCGGCGGCGGUGGCCCUGGCCGGUGACGAGGCCGGCGAUGUUCCCGCUGAUGGCCAUGGUGGGCAUGACGGCGAGCCGAGGCCGUCGCCGAGGCCGUCGGCGUCCGCGUCCGCAGGCCGGCCGCCCGACGCGCUGCAGCGCUGCUCGGCCGCGGCCAGGGACAUGGUGGCCAGGCUGCUGGACAGGGACCCGCGACGACGCCUCCGCACGCUCCACUCCCUGCAGACCAUCGCCUUCUACCUCAACUUCAGCUUCGCCGACGUGCGCGCCAGGAAGGUCCACCCCCGAGACUUGUUCGAGAACCUGCUCGAAGUUCGUCGACAGAAGACUGAAGACGUGGACGCUCCAUUCCAGGACUUCGACAGCAUUGUCCCCACCAUUGUGUGAAUCGUGAUACCAAGUGUUCAUUGUUCCUUGAACACAUUCCUUUGCCCGAAUCUCAAAUUGUUUUACCAUGCAUCUCUAUUACGCGUUUUUGAAGGCUGUUUAAGUUUUUUUAUGUUCUGUUUGAGUGGUGAGACGAACGAUAGUUUCAAAGUUUAUUCUUCUCCAACAAAGUCAUAAUGUUUAAAAUAAGUUGGAGAAAUAAAUCAAUUUUAGGAAUGC